Molecule: messenger RNA, 1224 nt
Organism: Oldenlandia corymbosa var. corymbosa
Lineage: Eukaryota; Viridiplantae; Streptophyta; Magnoliopsida; Gentianales; Rubiaceae
Source: the annotation of a GenBank genome assembly
AUGAGAUCUUUAUAUUUAAAAGUAUCAUCAAGAGUUUAUAAUUACAGUGUCACCACUACUACCCAGACUUCAAAAAAAUACUCUUUUGCUUCUUCUCCUGAAAAACGUUCCACUAGUGAGCUCAAGUCAAUCCAGGAAUAUAUCCCUUCUGCUGAAAAUUUCGGCUCAGGGAUGGUUUUUAGGAAGGUGAUUGAUAUGAUGAUGGGUUGUCUGGGAAUGAGUAAUCGACCCACACUACCUUCUCCUUCUGAGACUAAUGAAUCACCGGAAGUGGAUCUACUUCCUGCUAUUAAAUCACCAAGAAUUAGGCUCAGUGAUGGAAGAUAUUUGGCAUACAGAGAAGUAGGAGUUCCUAAGGACCAGUCCAAUUACAGAAUUAUUAUUGUUCACGGCUUUGGUAGCUCCAAAGAGAUGAACUUUUUGGCACCCGAGGAAAUGCUGACUGCUUUGGGAAUAUACAUCCUAUUAUAUGAUCGAGCGGGAUAUGGGGAGAGUGAUCCAAAUCCGAGACGAUCAGUAAAAAGUGAAGCUACUGAUAUAGAGGAACUUGCUGAUCAGUUAGAAUUAGGAACCAAAUUCUAUGUGAUGGGAGUUUCAUUGGGCUGUUAUCCAGUGUGGAGUUGCCUCAAACGCCUGCCACACCGGUUAGCUGGUGCAGCGCUUAUAGUCCCAAUGAUCAAUUACAAAUGGCGCACCCUGCCCAAAGAUCUAGUAAAGGAUGACUACAGGAAGAACCUUAGCAAAUGGAUUAUCUGGCUUUGCCGACAUACUCCUGGCUUGCUACAUUGGUGGUUGACUCAAAAAGUGUUCCCGUCAGCUAAUGUCCUUGAUAAGAACCCUGCAUUUUUCAACUCAAAGGACCUAGAGUCUUUGGGUAAUACUCCUGGAUAUCAAUUGUUUACUCAGAAUGGAUUUCAACAACGCCAAGUAUUUGAUUCCAUCCGCCGCGACUGUAUUGUGGCCUUCGGUAAAUGGGACUUUGAACCAAUGGAGCUGACUAACCCGUAUCCCGAAAAUGAAACCUCAGUUCACAUCUGGCAAGGUUUUGAGGACAAGGUUGUGCCUGUUAAAUUGCAAAGAUAUGUUUCAGAAAGGCUCCCCUGGAUUCGAUAUCAUGAGGUUCCUGGUGGUGGGCACAUGCUUGUGUAUGAUAGCGCAGUAUGUGAAGCCAUCUUGAGGUCUCUUUUGCUUGGAGAAGAUCCUCCACAGUACAGGCCCAAUUAG